This is a messenger RNA of Conger conger (European conger), 3249 nucleotides long. RefSeq names its product v-myb avian myeloblastosis viral oncogene homolog-like 2b (gene mybl2b). Bases 204 to 2051 code for a protein of 615 amino acids. The transcript is spliced from 15 exons. Gene Ontology annotation, biological process: regulation of DNA-templated transcription. Lineage: Eukaryota; Metazoa; Chordata; Actinopteri; Anguilliformes; Congridae. Gene Ontology annotation, molecular function: RNA polymerase II cis-regulatory region sequence-specific DNA binding; DNA-binding transcription factor activity, RNA polymerase II-specific. The record is from RefSeq and is a predicted model, not a curated record. Gene Ontology annotation, cellular component: nucleus.
AGCUGCGCGCGAGAAACAAACACUGCCUCCGGAAUAGACCCAAGAGACGGGAGUAGUUGUCUUGCAAGAGGGAAUAUUUCAUUAACGAAUGCAAACGCUGUAAAGGCGUAUUAAAUAACCAUCGACUCAUCGAAACUAUAUGCACGACGAAUCUGCAACAUUUUAUUUAUUUUAUUUUUGGAGUCUUACAAGGCGGCGGGGAAAUGUCCUGGUGGCCGCGCGGUGAGGAUGGGGAAGAGGCGGUGUAUCAGGACACGGAUUCAGACGUGGCCGAACAACGAGAGAGUGGAAAGGUUAAAGUGAAAUGGACACAGGAGGAGGAUGACAAUCUGCGAGCUUUGGUGCAACGUUAUGGACCUAAUGAUUGGAAAACCAUAGCGGGCUACCUGUCGAAUCGCACUGAACAUCAGUGCCAACAUCGCUGGUUUAAAGUCCUGGACCCAGAUCUGGUUAAGGGCCCCUGGACAAAGGAGGAAGAUGAGAAGGUGAUAGAACUGGUGAAUAAGUACGGCAACAAGCAGUGGGCCAUGGUGGCCAAGCACCUGAAGGGCAGGCUGGGUAAACAGUGCCGAGAGCGCUGGCACAACCACCUCAACCCUGAUGUGAAGAAGUCCUCCUGGACGGCCGAGGAGGACCUGAUCAUCUACAAGGCUCACUGUGUACUCGGCAACCGCUGGGCCGAGAUCGCCAAGCUGCUCCCCGGGAGGACGGACAACGCGGUGAAGAAUCACUGGAACUCCACCAUAAAGCGCAAAGUGGAGAUGGGCUGCUACACUGGGGAGAAUGUCGCCUCUGAAGUGUCCGUCCAGUACAGUAAUGACCAGGAGAUGGAGUUUCAAUGUGAGGUUGUUCCAGAAGCGGAUGCUGAGCAGGAAGCCAUAGAUCAGGAGUCUUCCCACCCCUCUACUGUGGUGCCUACAAGGGAGGUAGCCACUCCCAAGUCAUCUUCUCCCCACGAUCACCGAGGGCCGCAGACCCCCAAAAGCGAGUCGGACCCUGCGGGCGAGGGCAACACCAGCCGCUGGGUGGUGGACAGCACCGGCUUCCUCUCUCCCACACCUGGCCCUGCCUUCAAGGAGGUGCUGGAGCUGAUGGAGGAUCAGGACUUGGAGGAGUGGUGCGACCCCACGGUGUUCGACCUGCCGGAGGAGAGCCAGGGCUCGGAGCUGCUGCAGUUCCGGCUGGAAGGCAGCGCCCUGCAGGAGCUGAGCCGCGGCAGCCGGGGCGAACUCAUCCCCAUCUCCCCCGGAGGAGCCACCCCGCCCUCCAUCCUCACCCGCCGCACCCGCCGCUGCAUUUCCCUCUCCCCCAACGCCAACGACUCCAUGACCCCCAAGAGCACCCCCGUCAAGAUCCUGCCCUUCUCCCCCUCACAGUUCCUCAACUUGUGGACCAAGCAGGACUCCUUAGACCUGGAGAACCCCUCCCUCACCUCCACCCCUGUCUGCAGCCAGAAGGCCAUCGUCACCACACCCUUGCACCGGGACAAGACCCCGCUUACCCAAAAAGAGAACUCUGUGUUCAUCACGCCCAACCAUAAAUCAGAUUUUGACCCUACCCCCCGCACUCCAACGCCCUUCAAAAAUGCCAUGGAAAAAUAUGGCUCCCUACGGCCAAUGCCUCCUACUCCAAACCUUGAGGAUUUAAAGGAAGUUUUGCGCAGAGAGGCUGGCAUCGAGCUGACUGUGGUGGAUGAGCACCCUGCUGAGCAGAGACGCAAGCAGGCGCAUCGACCACCAAUGAAGAAAGUGCGCAAGUCCCUGGCACUUGAUGUUGUGGACUGCGGUGAUAAUAUUGCUUCCCGAAUCCAGCCAGCUAACUCCAGCAUUAGCAGCCCAAAGAAAGAAGAAAAUGUUUUGGAUCAGGGAUUCAUCCUGGCUCCAAGUGAGAGUGAAGAUCCAAGCCCAGCACCUCCAACUCCGAUGUCCCAGGCAUGGGAAGCUGUGGUGUGCGGACGCACAAAGGACCAGCUGAUCAUGACUGAGAAAGCCCGCCGUUACCUACGCUCCCUGCAACCCAACGCCCCAAACCGCGCUCUCAUCCUGUCCUGAGUCCAGCGCACCCAGACGGCUAGCUCUCUCUUUCCGCUCUACAGGUUACAGAAAUAACUCUCCCUAAUCUACAUGUACUGUCCUCAAUUCAUCUACUCUGGCCAAGGAUCAAAAAUUGUAAUUGUAUGAAGAAAUGUCCAAAUUGUUUUUGAUAUUUUUAAUUUAAUACCGUGGUAAAACUAAAGUGGUGAACUUUUUUUAUUAAAUGUUCAUGUACCAUUUUUUGCAGUAUUGGUUGCUGUUAAUCAGGAAAUUUACCAUCUUUCUUGCAUAUGUGACAGUACUGCUAUAUGGCAAUAAUAUUAUAUAAUGUUUAUAUUUACCUUCCCUGCCCUACCUGUAGAUAAAGCCAAUUUCUUAUUGAAUGUGUACGCCUCAUUUUCAUAAUUUCAGUGUUCUGGGUAUAAUUAAUUUUUUUCUGUUUGUUUGUGUAUUUAAACUGGUUGAAAAUUCUCAGUUGUAAAAAAAAAGCAAUUGCUUCAUUUUGUGUUCUUUUGUGAUUUACCACCUUUUUGAUUGUGUUGAAAUAUAUGAGCUCAUGUCAUAGGUUCACAUUUGACAUUCUGUUUAUCGCUAAACAAAUCAAUUAUUUGUUCACUUUUGAUUAGUACAAAAAUGAGCAGCUAGCUAAAUAUAGCAUUAGGUUGCGCUAUGUUUUUAGUUACUGUGUAUUACCAUGUUUUUAUGUUAAAGGUUUGUCAGGGAUUUAACUGUUUACAUGUCCUUAGGGAAUAUAAGAAGUUCUUAUUUUUGAUAUCUAAAUCUGUUACUUACAUUUGUGUCGAUUAAUUUAACAUGACAGGAAUUGACUACAAGACCAUGUUGAAAAGCGAGCCGUGUGUAAACAUCGUAGUCACUGGCUCUGGUAGCCAUGGCAUCAAGUCUACAUUCUCCUGUUCUCCAAUGUGAGUUCUGGUGCAAGGAAUAUAGAUUGUUUUUACAGCAACUUUGAAAUGACUGUAUAUUCACAUUGUGAAUGCAGGAAAUAGCUCUUCUGCCUCAAUCAAGAUCAAAUGCCUCUUAUCUAUUUAUCCUGUAAAAUAAGAACCUUCAUCCAAUGUUAGAUCCUGAUUUAAAGUGAUGUAAAACCAGUACAUAAUUCCAUUAUGUAUUAUUACAGUGUAAGUGGUUUAAUCAUAAAUUGUAUAUUUGUACAAUGAGGGGGGGGGACUAGUACAUAAAAGCAUUAGAAGUGUGA